Messenger RNA from Schistocerca americana (American grasshopper), 1970 nucleotides. It is a transcript of the gene Usp30, whose product is annotated as ubiquitin carboxyl-terminal hydrolase 30. NCBI's taxonomy places the organism in Eukaryota, Metazoa, Arthropoda, Insecta, Orthoptera, Acrididae. Gene Ontology annotation, molecular function: cysteine-type endopeptidase activity; cysteine-type deubiquitinase activity. The record is from RefSeq and is a predicted model, not a curated record. Bases 155 to 1804 code for a protein of 549 amino acids. Gene Ontology annotation, biological process: protein deubiquitination. The transcript has 9 exons. Gene Ontology annotation, cellular component: cytosol; nucleus.
CUUUGGAGGCUUGUUAGUGUGUUUGUGUUUAUAUAAAUAAGAUGUGUCUGCUGAAAGGAAAAUUAAUGUAUUUUAGUUCGUCAUCCACUGACACUACAAUUUUUUGCGAUGAAAUGCAUGUUUGAAUAUCUAGUUUCCUUAAUGUUACGUGCUAAUGGAUACUGAGAAAGUAAUACUGAUAUCUGGACUAGGGUUAGUGAUAGUUGUUGGGGCUUUCAUCCUUUUUGGACCUACCACACGCCCUAGGCGGAGGAGAGGCCAAAUAUGUGGUCUUGUGAACCUAGGAAACACAUGUUUUAUUAAUUCAUUAUUGCAAGCCUUGGCCUCUUGUCCAGCCAUUGUGGAAUGGUUGUCACGAUAUGCCAAUAAGAAGAAUAAUUUCAUUGAAGCUUUGCAUACAGCCCUUCUAGUUGUGAAUGGGCAGCAUCCAAACGUAUCUGAAGAUCCGUACACAGCGGAAAAUGUUAUUAAAUGUCUCUUCAGCAAGGGCUGGACAAUUUCACCUGAGGAGCAUGAUGUACAUGAACUUCUGAACGUAAUAAUGACAACAAUUGAGGAAGAGAUCCAUCAUUCUAAUACCACGAAAGUGUCUACACUUGCCGAUCUGCUUGAUUUUGAAGCAGAACAAGAGGAAACCAAUCAAAGUGUAUCUAGCUUGCCAGAAAGUGAAGGGAGUGGCGAUUUUGAGUUGACUUCAGACAGCGAUAAAGAAAAUGUUGCCACUGUAAACAGUUAUUUGGAUGCAUCUUCAGGGCAAGGACUUGUUUGUCUGACAGAGAGUACUGACUUGACUGUUGAGAACAAGUCUCAGAGUAAUCACAUAGUUCAAGGUGGGAAUGAUUGCUCAAGUAUUGCUGGUUCUACGACGGUGAAACUAAAUGACUUUGAUAAAAAAUGUGUCCUGAACAAUGAAGUUAACCAUGCACAGGGUGAUAUGCCUAGUGUUGGCAGUAAAGAACAUCUACAUCACCAUCCACAUUGUAUGGACAAGAGAAGUCCCAGUGACUGGAAGAAUAAAGACAGUCAAAGUAGGCAGUCAUUGUCAGCCAGUGGCAUUGUCAGGUGUAUACAGUCAGGCUUAAAAAAUGCCCACCUACCUGGUGUAAAAGGAUCUGUGUGGGCAGUACCACCUUGUGAAGGUCUGCUAGCUGGCAAGACUACAUGCACAAGAUGCAAAUACAAGUCACCUGUGAAAUAUGACAAGUUUGGCUGCAUAUCUUUGACACUGCCACCCAACGAAACCGUAUUUCGUAAUAAAACGACAUUAUAUCAACUGUUGGAGAAGUUCAUGUCUCCAGAGCUAAUCAAUGGUGUAAGCUGUGAGAACUGUGAAAAAGUGUUUGGCGAUUCAAGAUCUUCAGGAUCUAGCAUCUUUAAAACUUGUAACCUAGGAAAGCUUCCUCCAUGCCUUAUUUUUCAUAUCCAACGCACUACGUGGCAGAGUAAUGGAAUGACAAAAAGGCAUGAUUACAUAGAAUUCCCAGAAAUUUUAUCCAUGCACUCAUAUAUCUAUAAUCAAACAGAGAAGAAAAAGAAUGAUCUUACUUCUAUUAUGGGAGGUGAAGGUUCUGGCAGAAAAGCACCUGUUGUAAUUGACAGGUUCAAACAUUUGUACAGACUGUCUGCUGUAAUAGUACAUAAGGGGAAUGCGGAGCAUGGUCAUUUUGUGACCUGCCGGAGAUCUGCAGCACAUCCAAACAGUUGGUACUGCAUAUCAGACACAGAAGUUAUGGAAACAUCACUGACAGAAGUUCUUCAAACAUCUGCAUACAUGCUAUUCUAUAACAAGUGUCAGACGAAUUAGGAAUAGAAUCCUGUCUACAGACAUGUGUAAGAUAUUUAUUUGUAAAGCGGAAAUGUGAAAAUUUUUUAAAGUGUAAUUAUUUGUACUUAAAAUGUAUUGAAAAUAUUUUGAAGGGUAAAAUGUAUGUCUUUGCUAAAUAUAUGCCAUGGCUGUGUGAAUUUUGAAA